Emiliania huxleyi CCMP1516 is the source of this 968-nucleotide messenger RNA. RefSeq lists its product as hypothetical. The record is from RefSeq and is a predicted model, not a curated record. Bases 1 to 765 code for a protein of 254 amino acids. NCBI's taxonomy places the organism in Eukaryota, Haptophyta, Isochrysidales, Noelaerhabdaceae. The transcript has a single exon. Gene Ontology annotation, cellular component: chloroplast membrane.
AUGAUGGCGCUCGUCGCCGCUGCAGCCGGCCUGGCCGGUCCGAUGGUAUCGCUGCCGCGACCCAUGCCGGCCGCGGCGCGGCCUGCUGUCGCGCGCAUCUCGAUGCAGCUCGAGCCAUCGGAGGAGGUGUCGGCGGCCUUCCGCUCGCUCGGGAUCGGAGAGGACGAGUCGUAUGAUGGCAUCAUGGCUGCGUACGAGACGCUGAAAGCGAAGAACGCGGGCAACACGAAGGCGGUCAUCAAGCUCGAGGUUGCGAAGGACCGUGUGAUGGACCACCGGCUGCGGCAGCGCAUGAGCGGCUCGCUGAAGCCGGACCGCAAGUUUGGCGAGGACCUCAGGCCGAAGGAUGCGAAGAAGCCGCUCAUCACGCUGCCGCCGUUUCUGGAGGAGAUUGCGGAGCUGCCGAAGCGGACGUACCUCGUGACCAACAUCGCCGUCUUCGGCAUCUUUGGCCUCCUGCCCGUCUUUGAGGCGUCGUUUGUCUCGAGCUCGAUCGGGCUAAACUUUGGCAUCGCAAUGUUCCGGCUGUACAACCGGGGCGCGCCCGACACGGGCAACGACGAGGACAUGGCGAUGCGGCCAGUCAACAAGCGCGCCUCGUUCCUCACCUUCGGCAUCUGCGGCCUCGCGACGGCGCUCGGCGGCCUGCUCGGACAGCUCCUCAAGCCCCUCCUCUUCUUCCUCUCAGAGUCGGCGGCCAUCUCUCUCGGCGCCUCCGCGGCACUCUGCUUUGCCUGCUCCUUCUUCAAAGUGCAAGGGGAGUAGCGCCGUCGCUCUCUUUCCCGACACGCGGCCACUUCACACGCGCUGCACGUACGAGCGCUCCAUGCCCCCGUGCACCCCGCGGUCUCCGAUACACGUCUCUCCGCGGCGCAGAGCCCGCCCUGCGGGACGCGCGUAACAGGAACACGCCGGACGCGCUCUGUGUCGAGGUGUAGAGGCUAACGCGCACGAGUUUUUUCAAGACA